CGGUGACUGUUCUCUCAUCCAGUCCGGGGGUGGCACCAGGGAUCGACGAAUCAGCGCUUAGAGAGCGCAAGACAGUGACCAAACCCGUUUCACCGUAACCAACUGUGGACCACACCUCCGGCAUGCACCCUCUCCGCCGGUUAUUGAAUUAAGCUUAUCAUUUGAUUUUGAGGAGACCCACCAGUCGGUCGUCUCGGGCUCUCUUAAGCGGGCCGAAAAACUUCUUUCUAUCCGCGGCUAUAAUCGCAAUAAUUUGAUAUCGCUGAUCCGAUUACGCGUCAUAAGCCGCUAUCGAGCAACCAGCUACCGCCCGCGUCCCUUAGCUCUUAUCUACGAGCAAAGGAGAAUUACGUGACGCUGCCACUGCUGCUUAUUACACCCUGCCCUACGAUUAUCCGAGAUUUCGUGGGAAGAAACGGAAAACGUCGUUGCUGGGGCCGGAAGGAAAAGCCGCGGCCAAGGCCCGGCCGGGGCCCUUAGCUUUUCCUUUUUUCUCGUGAUUUCGACCUCGUUACGAACGAAUUUAUAUAUACACAUACAUAUAUCCAGAUUCUUCGAAUCGACAUGUUCCAGUGAAUGAAGAGUCUGUUAGUUCCGUUUUCACGAUCCACAUUAUCAGCUGGAAAGAUUCGGUUUAUCGAAUCGAGCGAGGAGUCAAGGAUGGAAACGAGAUAAGAAGUUUCGAUGAACUGUCCAGGUGAACCAUUUUGUGUCCUUCGUUUGAAAGUGCCCUUGAUCCGCCUCUACCGCCUGUGACUUGAAGAUCCGCCUCUGUUUCAUCCGUACUCGCGGUGAAUCUUCGGGUGAAUCAUGGAUUAUUCGUACUUGAAUCAGGCGGCUGCCGCCGCGGCCGCCGGUUUCGAGGCCUCUAGCUGUGCUCUGGCCGCCAGUGAGAUGCAAUGUGGAUACGGUGACUUGAGCUCAUGCUCGCAAAUGAGCCAGGCCGCCUAUCGGUACACAGCCGCGAGGGCUGCUGGCUAUCCGGGUAACGCGGGAACUACGAGUACAGGGAGCACCACGCCGCUGGGGGCCCAUCACACCACCCACUCUCAUGCCCACGCGCACCACGGGGCCCACACAACCCCCUGCUCGGUAAUGGCCGCCAGAUCUCAAGAGGUCCACCGGCACGCCGCUUCGAUCUUUCCCUCGGCCAUUAAUUUGCAGAGUGGAUUAGGAUAUAAAGCCUAUUCAGGGCACGAUGGUUUGGCGGAGAAGAGGAAACAACGUCGGAUACGAACAACUUUUACAUCGGCUCAGCUUAAGGAAUUGGAGCGUGCCUUCCAGGAGACUCAUUAUCCAGAUAUCUACACUAGAGAAGAAAUCGCUAUGAAGAUAGAUCUAACGGAAGCUAGAGUCCAGGUGUGGUUUCAAAAUCGGCGCGCGAAAUUCCGGAAGCAGGAGAGGCUGGCCCAGCAGAAAUCGACGUCCCAGAGCGGGAUAGGCGUGGACAGCGGGGCCUCCAGCCCCGUGGGUGGCAGCGUGAAGGCGGAGGGCCGUUCCCCGAGAAGUCCAGCCACGCCGCCUUCCACCACGAACGCCGUGAUGUCCGCGAACGAGGUGAAACCGAUCCCUAACCCGAACCUGGUGAGCGUGAAGCACGCCGUGAGCGACGCGUCCGCGGCGGAGGGAAACUCGCCGAACACGCAGCGGGGAAGCAACGGGGGCGGCGGGGCAUGGGGCUCGUGUAGCCCCAGGCCUUUCUCGGCGGCGCUGCCGCCGUAUCUGUUGGACCCGUUGCCCUUGAAAACUGCGAAUCUCUACUAAUCGUCCCGACGAGACCACCCACUCCAUCCCAGCGAAAUAUAUGUAAAUAUAGGGGAAGUCGCGACAAGUAUUGGAAUGGAAACUGUUGCGAAUGCUGUUCAGCCUCUCCUUCCAUCGUCGGGUCGUUUUUAUCCCCUUCCUCUCGAUCGGAAAUUCUUCAUUUUUUCCUUCUUUCUUUUUAGAUAUCUAACAGAUUUAUGUUUCCUUCUGUCUCCUAUUUUUUUUGUUACUUUUCACUGCUUUAUCCGCACUGAAUUUGCGCCCGAAUCGGGCAAGUUUCAUUUUUAUUCUUUCUUCUUCUUCUUCUUCUUUUUGGAAAGUGUGUUUUUUAAUAAUGUAACGUUUUAAUAAUGUAAAUAAUAAUAAUAACGAUAAUACUUUUUGUGAAAAAACGACCUCGAUGGAAGAUACUUUUAUUCGAAAAAGAUUCUCGCUGGAAAAACUGAUGAGUGAUACCGAUAUCUACGUACCGUCCUAUAUUUCUCAUUGAUUAGUCGACGAACGGAUAGUAUUUAUGCCAUGUAUUAAAUCGCACGCGAAGGCGUUAAAUAAAUAAAUAAAUAAAUAAAAAGAAGGGAAAAACUUGUCCAGAAGAGAAGUUUCUCGAGGGAGAAUCGGUCGAUAUUUUUCAAAAUAAAAGGAGAAAAAGAAAAAAAUUGGGUGCAAAUCUGGCUUUGGGUCUUCUCGUUGUUCGAACGAACGUCUCGAGAGCAGCGGAUAAAGAGAGAAAGAACUGAACAGCGUUUUUUUCCACAUACAACAACAAUUUGCCAAAAUUGAAAUUAAACGACACUUUAACGGAGGAUAUCGAUGUGUACAGUUGUUGCUAUAAAUAUAGAAAAAUUAGUGUUUUACACCGUAAACUCAUACUUACUUAUCCAUCGAACGGGAACAAGGAUUCUUUUUUCCUUCAAAAAAAAAAAAAAAAAAAGUGACUGCAAGACGGAUGAGAGAAGAGAAAAAGAACGAAAAAAGUAAAGAAAAGAAGAAGAAGAAGAAGAAGCGUAUUUAAGAAGAUGAGAGAGAGAGAGAGAGAGAGAGAGAAAACGAGAGCAAAGAUGUAAUUCCACCGUCGUGUGUGUCAUUGGCCAUUCCAAUACCCAUUACAUUUACAGAAUUAUACAUUAGUAUAAUAAGAUUUAUUAAGGUCCAUUCGUAAUAAGGAUAAUGUGUUAUAGUCCGUGUCCCCCGACGAUAUCGAAGAAAAUCGUGAGUGCUCGUGUAAGAAAAAGAGUGAGCGAGUGAGUGAGUGAGUGGUAGAAGUGAGUGAGAAGAAAGAGAGGCAAACCGUUCCCAAUAGUCGAAGGAAAACUUAUCGCUCCUCCGCCUGUUCGGUUAAUCGCGAAAAUUAAUCCUUGAAUCGAAGAGAAACGACGCACGUGAACCCUUGCCCUUGGUUUAAUCUUUAAGUGCUCUUAAAGGGGGCUCGAUAAUCAACAGCCCCCCGGUCGGUUCACGGGGAUCGUGAAAGAAAUUAUUUAUUUUAAGAAGAAACAUCUCGCAACAAAUGUUCGAUCCGCGUAGGAUCGUCGAGUUGGUGGUGUUAAUCCAUCCAUCUAUCCACUUAAAGAUUAAAAAAAAAAGAAAGAAAUCGUGUCUCGUUCGCAUCGGGGAUCAUCAAUUUUUUAGAGGGGGAGGGAGAUUCGAGGAACGCGUCGUUACUCUGUCGACCAUCCAAACUAUUUUUAUAUAGUGAACGCUUGUGGAUAAUAAUAAUAAUAAUUAAUAUUCCGUAGAAUUGUCGAUAUAAGGAUCAUAAAGCAAACCGAGGCAUCGGUCGAAACGAUGACUUUUCUUUCGACGAGGUCUUCUCGAUUAGACGCGCACAAAUUGGAAUGUCGAGACGACGAAUGUAUCCUCGCCGCUUCUCCACUUUGUAUUUCCUUUUUUUCUUUUCCACGCGAAGGUCAAAGUCCCCUCCCCGAAGGCUCCCUCUACUUUCUUUAAUUCUCUGUUAUCAUUAUUGUAGUUAUUAUUAUUUUCUUUUCCUUUUUUUUCGAAACAUAUUACAUUUAUUGAAAAUAAUCAUUCUUUUUUUCUUUUUUUAUUUAUCUUUCGCAUCUUCGUCCCUUGCUCUUCUUCGCUCGCCACUUCUUCUUGUUCGUCGUUUUAACACUACAAUCGUUGCUCCUGAUCGCAAUCCAGGCAAUAUAUACGGAUUUGUAUACUUUGUACUUUUCUUGUGUCAGCCUCGUGUAUAUCCUUCUCCCGAGGAUAAAGGGGGCGGAUCCUUUGCUGGCUUGCACGCUUUUAUGAGAGAUAAGAUCGAUGGAUAAAU
This is a messenger RNA of Apis cerana (Asiatic honeybee), 4042 nucleotides long. Its product is annotated as paired mesoderm homeobox protein 2A. Gene Ontology annotation, molecular function: RNA polymerase II transcription regulatory region sequence-specific DNA binding; DNA-binding transcription factor activity, RNA polymerase II-specific. Lineage: Eukaryota; Metazoa; Arthropoda; Insecta; Hymenoptera; Apidae. Gene Ontology annotation, biological process: regulation of transcription by RNA polymerase II. The record is from RefSeq and is a predicted model, not a curated record.